This is a messenger RNA of Anisakis simplex (herring worm), 519 nucleotides long. NCBI's taxonomy places the organism in Eukaryota, Metazoa, Nematoda, Chromadorea, Rhabditida, Anisakidae. The record is from the annotation of a GenBank genome assembly.
AUGAAUACUUGUAUUUGUUGUCAUUUUCAGGGUCGUACGAAUAAACUUGUGGAUAGUUGUUAUAGCUUUUGGCAAGCGGCCGUCUUCCCGAUGAUGCAAGUUGAGUUAGGAAAACGUUCAACAAGCGAUACCUACGAAGAGCCAUUCGAUGCGAAAGCGCUGCAGGAAUUUGUUCUGGUGAUGGCACAAGAUCAAGAGAACGGAGGAUUUAGGGAUAAGCCCGAUAAAGUAAGAGAUUUGUAUCAUACGUGCUAUGCACUGAGUGGUUUAGCAAUCGCACAGACUUAUACACCAAAUGAUGUGGUUGGUGGAGCGAAUAGCCGAUUGGUGAGUUAUUUGUUAUUAGUGUUAAUCUUGAUAUCCAUUUGUGAAUGUUGCCCAAACAUGAGAAGGAAAUUGUUUGAAGUUCAUAAGAAAACAUACUUUAUUUCAGGGCUCCUUCAGUUUUUGACAUUCAUUUUCAAAACGAAAUUUGUUUCAUUCUCACGAGUGACUUUUUUCAUUCUUGAAUUUUUAUAA